This is a messenger RNA of Salpingoeca rosetta, 1058 nucleotides long. RefSeq lists its product as uncharacterized. NCBI's taxonomy places the organism in Eukaryota, Choanoflagellata, Craspedida, Salpingoecidae. Gene Ontology annotation, cellular component: endoplasmic reticulum membrane. The coding region runs from base 106 to 903 and encodes 265 amino acids. The transcript has 9 exons. Gene Ontology annotation, molecular function: dolichyl-phosphate beta-D-mannosyltransferase activity. The record is from RefSeq and is a predicted model, not a curated record. Gene Ontology annotation, biological process: GPI anchor biosynthetic process; protein O-linked glycosylation via mannose.
CAAGCAAUUCAAGCAAGCAAGCCAAGAAGAAGCAAAGGGCAGUGCACACUCGACUUCCCUCUCUCAUUCAGCACUCCCCUUUCCCGACCGCAUACCAGCGUCAAGAUGGUGAAGAAGCUGUCUGUUGUUGUGCCGACGUACAAUGAGACGGAUAACAUCCGUCCACUGGUCACCCGCCUCUUUGCGGCGACAAAGAAGGCUGGCAUCGAAGCAGAGGUCCUGAUCAUGGACGACGAAAGCAAAGGAACACCAGAGACUGAGCGCAUCGUCGCCAUGCUGUCGGCAGAGGGCUACAACGUCCGCAUCCACGUUCGCCGCCGCAGUGAGGGCCGCGGCCUCAGCAGCGCCGUCCUACUCGGCUUUGAAAAGGCCAAAUAUGAGACGAUGUUGUGCAUGGACGCAGACCUCCAACACGAACCAGAGUCCGUUCCCGCCGUCGCAGCGCCUGUGCUGAACAAGAAGGCCGAGUUCUCUGUUGGUUCGCGCAACAUCCGCGGCGGUGGCCUGGGGUUUGACUGGUCGAUGACACGCCGUCUCAUCAGCAGCACCGCCACCAUGCUCGCACGCCCGCUCACGCCAAGCACUGACCCAAUGUCAGGCUUCUUCUGCACAACUAAGACCGUGCUGAACCGUGCCAAGGACCGCUGCAACCCCAUUGGCUUCAAAAUCGGCCUUGAAAUCAUGGCCAGGUGUCGCUGCGAUCCCGUUGCUGAUGUCGCCAUCACCUUCAGAGAGCGCGUUGCUGGGGAGAGCAAGCUGACGAUGAAACAGAACAUCCAGUAUGUGGAACAGCUGCUGUACUUGUACUGGGACCGGUUUUCGUGGCUGCUUGUUCUGCUUGCACUUGUGGCCAUGCUCAUUCUUCUGGCCAUCACACAGGUUGUCUUGAACGUUGUGUUCUGAUGCUCUUUCUCUCCUUCUCUCUCUCUCUCUCGUGUUCCUCCCGUCCCUUCCUUUCUUGCGAACAAGUCGAUUGCUUGUUGAUAUGGCACUGUCAUGGUUCACCUCUCUUUGUGCUGUGUCGUUGUCGUUGCAAACAUCCCCUCAUGCGACGCGUA